This is a messenger RNA of Chinchilla lanigera (long-tailed chinchilla), 2324 nucleotides long. RefSeq names its product small integral membrane protein 14 (gene Smim14). The record is from RefSeq and is a predicted model, not a curated record. Gene Ontology annotation, cellular component: endoplasmic reticulum. NCBI's taxonomy places the organism in Eukaryota, Metazoa, Chordata, Mammalia, Rodentia, Chinchillidae. The coding region runs from base 357 to 656 and encodes 99 amino acids. The transcript has 5 exons.
CUGCCCGGACUCCCUGGGCAGAAGCGCGCGGCGCGCAUGCUCGGGAGGCGGGGCAGCCGGGGUCUCCAGGCGCUGCAAUCUGUUGCGCCGCCGCCCGCGGGAGCCGGCAGAUCCGGGUCUCGUGGUUAACAGUGACGUGUCAACCGAAUCCAAACAGAGCUGGGGGAGGAGGCCGGCAGCCGGGAACGGCAGCGGCAACGGCAACGGCAGCGGCAGCGGCGUCCGGAGCAGCCGCAGCGUUCUGGAAGCCCCCGGCGUCUUUCUGCCGAGAGAGGGGCCCGGCCCUCACCCUCCCCGCCCCGUGGGUUGUUGUCUGGGCGGAUUUAAACAGUCAAGUAAAAUCAAAGUGGGAAAUCAUGGCAGAAGGAGGAUUCGAUCCCUGCGAGUGUGUUUGCUCCCAUGAACAUUCGAUGAGAAGGCUGAUCAACCUGCUGCGGCAGUCGCAGUCCUACUGCAUCGAUACAGAAUGCCUUCAGGAACUACCAGGACCCUCCGGUGACAGUGGCAUCAGUAUUACGAUGAUUUUGAUGGCCUGGAUGGUUAUUGCAGUGAUCUUGUUCCUACUGAGACCUCCCAGUCUAAGAGGCUCCAACCUGCCAGGAAAGCCAAGCAGCCCUCAUAAUGGACAGGAUCCACCAGCUCCUCCUGUGGACUAACUCUGUGAUGCGGGAAGCGAAAAUAACUAACACCUUGCACGACCAAAUGAACGGAGGUGACCGGAGUGAUGAUCUUAACCCACUAGAAGAGUUUUUCUUUGGCAUCUGCAGCAUGGGAUGGUAUCGUUUCCAUGAGCUUCUAGAAACUUCACUUGCAAACUUAUUUUUGCUUCCUGUGCUAUCAUCAUUCCUAUUUACAGUAUGUUUGAGUAAAUGAUUAUAUUAAAAAAAGUUACAUGGGGCUUUUUUGGUUGUCGUCAACUUAAACAUUCCACUCAUUCUGUUUGUAACUAUGAUCGUUAAUUUUGUGGUGAUUUCUGGCCUGAUUGAAGGAAAUUUGAGAUUUCUGCAUUUUAAUAUUUUAAAUAGUUUUGAUAGAUUUUUUAAAUCGUUUUUUUUCAUAAGGUAUUUAUAAAGUUAUCUGGGGUUAUCUGGGACUGUAUGAAAGAAAAUGAGAACCACAGGUGUAUUUACAUUUAUCUUCUAGUUUAUUUGUGGCCGGCAGUUUUCUCUAGUUCUGGACUGUGGCAGGUCUUAGCAUAUUUUACAAAUUAUAGAUGAAAGCUAUAUCACUUGUUACCGUUGGUUUAUAUAGCUGCAGUAAGAGAGCCGUGAAAUGGUUGUUUACUGGUUUUUUUUAUUCCCUUUAAAAUGUCUAAUGUUAAGAAUACUUUAAAUAAACAUGGUUGAUCCGUACGGUAGAUGAUUAACAGUCCAUUAUGUAACAUUUGCAAGCCACUGUACACUCGACUUACAAGGUUCAUGAGAAGAGGGGGAAAGUUCACGAUUUCUGCCUUUGCCACGUAGAAUCUAUUCAGUAAUAACUUAAGCUAUAAUUUAUUUUUAAAAUGAGUGCCUCUCAGGAAGCUUCUUUUCUAACAUUUCCCUGUUAAAGUUAAACUAUCUUAUGGGGGUCUAUUAGGUUACUGACAUUUGAAUGACUAUUAUUCACUUUUAUUUGAAGAAGAAAUUUAAGUCUUUUGUUCUCCUUAUGACUUUAAAAUUUUUUAAAUGAAACCUUGGUUUAUUCCAAGGGAAAAUGAGGAAAAUAAGAAACAAUCAAGAAUCUUUUUCUUAUCCCUUAACCUCAUUCCUGUUUGUAAAAGGGUGGAGUGGGGUGGAAGGAAUAUUAAUAGUAAUAUAAGUGCGAUUUUGAGGUGUAUAAAAAAGGAAAAGCGUUCAUUGUUAGGCUCAAAAAAAAAGGUGAUUUUUUAAAAAGGUGAAUUUUAACAAAAGGUGAAUACAAAUGGCAUUUUUAAAUGUCUGCAUGACCUGUGUGGUUUUGGAAUUUUUCCCUAGCAAAUGACUACAGUUGAUUUGUGGAGACUAGAAGAUAUUUUCCUAUCAAUGUAAGGAUUUCUCCCAUAGGUCACUCUAGCCUUUCUCUGUACAGUGUAGAUCUGAGAAAUUAUUUCUGUGAAUUCAAUAAACUUCUCUAUAUCACUAUACUGGUUAGUCUCUGAGACAGUUGUGUGACACUUUUAUUUUUCCCUUUUUUUAUGACAACAUUGUAGGCCAGAAGCAUGGUAAGGGCAUUGUUUCAUUACAUAAUCCACUACUGACUGCUUGCAUUCUUUUGUGUGCAUUUUAUCUUGGCCUUGUGUUCAACUUCCUGAAAUGAUAUAACCAAAUCUGUAUUACUCGUGCUAAUAAAAGGGUAGCAUUGCA